This is a messenger RNA of Apus apus (common swift), 1006 nucleotides long. It is a transcript of the gene POMP, whose product is annotated as proteasome maturation protein. The record is from RefSeq and is a predicted model, not a curated record. NCBI's taxonomy places the organism in Eukaryota, Metazoa, Chordata, Aves, Apodiformes, Apodidae. The coding region runs from base 78 to 503 and encodes 141 amino acids. The transcript has 6 exons. Gene Ontology annotation, cellular component: nucleus; cytoplasm. Gene Ontology annotation, biological process: proteasome assembly.
CUGCGUCUGACGCAGCGCGCCGGGGCGGGGCGGAAGUGAAGAGGAGGAGGCGGAAGUGGCGGCGUGUGCGGGGCAAGAUGAAUUCCAGAGGUGUUGCUUCUCUGUUGAAGGACAGUAUCCCAUUUACAGAAUUUUCAGCUUCAGGACCAUUUGAAGGUCAUGAUCUUCUGCGCAGAGGAUUUACAAGUGUGAAAAAUGAGUUGUUACCCAGUCACCCACUGGAGUUGUCAGAAAAAAACUUCCAGAUAAAUCAAGAUAAAACAAACUUUGCCACACUGAGGAAUAUUCAAGGAAUCCAUGCACCUUUAAAGCUGCAGAUGGAAUUCAGAGCAGUGAAACAGGUCCAGCGCCUCCCAUUUCUUCACAGCUCAAACGUAGCACUGGAUACCCUGAGGGGAAAUGAUGAAUGCAUCGGUUUUGAGGAUAUUCUUAAUGAUCCUUCACAGAGUGAGGUUAUGGGAGAACCACACAUCAUGAUGGAACACAAGCUUGGUUUAUUGUAACAAAAUGUACUCCACAAGCAUUUUUUGUGUGUGUCUUUAUACUCCAGAUCUAAAUACAUGAUACUAAAUUGACACUCAAGUGUUAAGCAGUCCUAUAGUUAUCAUUUGCCUUCCUUGAUGAAAAGGCACAUUAAAUGUUUAAAGUCUAUAAAUAUUUCUGUGCUGGUUGUCAAUUACAUAAAUGUCCUGUAACUAGGUAGUUAAAUAAUGUUUCUUCAUACAGUGCUCAGGACAAUAGCUUCUUAACUAUGGAAAUGCUAUAUAUGUAUGCAAGAAAUCCAGAAAUACACGUGCAUUUUAAAACUGCUUACUGUAGGUAAAUGCAUUUAAAGGAUGUUCUUUCAGAAGAACUUUUUAAGGGGGAAAAGAAGGUAUUUUCCAUUGAGUAAUUCUGUUCAUGAAAAUUUCCAUACAGUUUUUAAACUAUUGAAUAAAAGUUUGCUAUAAAUGCUGUUGCGUUCCAAAAUAUAUUUGACCAUAAAUCAAGAAUCUCUUAUCCACAA